Molecule: messenger RNA, 1579 nt
Organism: Brassica napus (rape)
Lineage: Eukaryota; Viridiplantae; Streptophyta; Magnoliopsida; Brassicales; Brassicaceae
Product: leucine-rich repeat extensin-like protein 3
Exons: 2
Coding region: 54-977 (307 amino acids)
Source: RefSeq, a predicted model, not a curated record
AAUCCAUUCCACAAGUUUCAUUCACGCUCGAUUCAUUUCGCACACACUCAACAAUGAAAAGCCUCAUUAUCUUCGUCGUCGCUCUCCUCUGUAUCAUUGUUUCACCGACCACAACGAUGGGAGGUUGGCCAAAACCUUCAGAAGUCUCUAAUGAGGAGAAGCUGGUGAAUACCGGCCAAGCUCAACCCCAUUUAUACGCUGGUAAACUCCAUUUUGGAGAUUCCAAAGUCUGGAAAUGUACCUAUAAUAACGGAUCUGGAGCGGCCAUUUCUAUUAGUUACCCUUCACCUCCUCAACCACCGUCACAAAAGCCUCCAACUCCGUCGUCUCCCCUGACUCCUAAGAUGGCUCCGCCACUACCUAAACCCUCACCUCCACGUCCAUCUCCGAAGAAGUCUCCUCCACCUCCUAACCCAUCUCUUCCGCCUCCGCCUCCACCUCCGCCUCCGCCUCCUAAACCCUCAUCUCCGCCUCCUAAACCCUCACCUCCGCCUCCUAAACCAUCGCCUCCACCGACUCCUAAAAUGUCUCCGCCAUCACCUACACCAUCACCUCCACGUCCAACUCCAAAAACGUUUACUCCACCUCCUAACCCAUCAUCUCUGACUCCAAAUGAGUCUCCUCCACCUGCUAAAACAUCAAUUCUGAUCAUUCACUCUCCACCACCGCCACACGAACCAAUCCCAGCACAAUCCCCUCCAAAAGAACCAACAACGCCAUCAACUCAAUGGCCUCCUUAUCGGAAUUGGAAUCCGUUGGGGCAUUUCAUUAACUGCAUAACCGAAUUUGGGCCGUCGGCAGUAUGCAAGCAACAAAUAGAGGUAAGUUACUACACAGGGAGGUUUCGUGUAAGUGACUAUUGCUGCAACCUUUUCGUCAACAUGAGAAAUGAGUGUUCUGAUGUCAUUUUGGGCUUCUACGACGAUCGCUACUUCCUUCCUCUACUUCGCUGCACUUGCCACGUCAAGAUAUACUAACUCCUUCUAGGGCUUUCUUUUCUUAUUUUAGGUUCUUUAGUCUUGUAGUUUUGGUUACUUUUCAGAAAAGAAUAAUAAAAAGUUUCUUCCUUUUCACAUUUCGUACUACCAUAUAUUGUCGCAAAUGCAGAUAAGCAACAAAAGAAAAGAAGAGUACUUGCACUCAUUCUUGAAAUGAUAUUUCAUUAAAUGAUUAUAAAUUUUCUUUCGCUGAUAAAAUAAAAUGGGUUAAAAUAUGUUGGAAUAUUGUACCGUAUUGAUAUAAUCAUGUCGACUUAUUUUAAUGUUUUUUUUUUGAGAAAGACUUAUUUUAAUGUUGUGGGACACUUUCAAAACUAAAUCUGCCCUACGUCUUUCAAAACUCUUCCGGUAGUUUGUGUCUGUGCAUAAUGUGCAUUGGCAUGUGUGAUGUUCUGCACAGCACAUCUGUUAUUACUCUAUUUUUUGGGGAUGUAUAUGAAGACUAGGUUUGCAAAAACAUACUAUGGGUCAUGCACAACUCUUUUCUAAUCUAGUUCUUCCACGACUCUUCCACACAUAUAUUAUAUAUUAAAACAAAAGUCACGAAGUUCAAAAAAAAAAAAAACAUAUUUAUUGUCUUA